Molecule: messenger RNA, 1326 nt
Organism: Colletotrichum karsti
Lineage: Eukaryota; Fungi; Ascomycota; Sordariomycetes; Glomerellales; Glomerellaceae
Exons: 2
Coding region: 1-1326 (441 amino acids)
Biological process (GO): inositol phosphoceramide metabolic process; sphingolipid biosynthetic process
Cellular component (GO): inositol phosphoceramide synthase complex
Molecular function (GO): inositol phosphoceramide synthase activity
Source: RefSeq, a predicted model, not a curated record
AUGUCCGACGGAAAGCUCCCAAAUGGCAAGCUGCCCUACGGCACGCCGGAAGGCGGCUGGAAAGCAGUCCACACAUGGAGGACACCGGACUGGGUAGAACCGAUCCUGAUUGUCUCCAUCAUGGCUACCGCGCUGUGGUUCAGCCGCCGAAAGAACUUCUCCAUCCUCCGCCGCGGCGGUGCCACCUACGAGCCUCUCUUCGACGGCGCCGACUCCCCCCGAAUCUCGGAUGAGUACGAUUCUCUCGGAAGCCCCCUUCGAACCGAUCCUCACCCGCCCAAGUCCCGCACCAUCUUCGGCUGCCUACGCGUCACCACCCCGAACUCGAGUCGCUUCGCCAAAUACGUCCACUCCCGCAUCCUCCAAAAGUUUCCCUUCCUCGUCGAGAUGUUCUACUGGGCCAUUUCCUUCUUCUUCUACCGCAUGACCGGAAGCCUUGCCCAGAGCUACUACGGCGGCACCAAGUCCUUGUGGGAGGUUGCUCAGGGACACGGCCUGUGGCUGCUCGAGGCCGAGGCCAACUUCUUCGGCGAGGGCACCAGGACUGGCCCGGAGCGCUGGGUUGAAUGGCGCGUAUCCCACUGGUUUCUCGAGGGCGCCCAGGUCGACGAUUUCCGCGGCGUCUGGCUGACCAUCCUGAACCGUGGUUACUCCAUCAUCCACAUCCCCGGCACCGUGGGCUUCCUCGGAUACUACUAUGCCAUGGCUCCCACCCACGCCCGCUUCUGUACCGUCCGUCGCACCAUGACCUUGCUGAACUGGUUUGCCUUCAUCAUCUUCAUCUUCUAUCCCUGUGCGCCCCCGCGCCUGAUGCCUUCCGAGUACGGUUUCGUUGAUACCGUCAACCUCGAAAACGCCGAGAGUGUCUGGAUGAGCGGAAAGUUCGUGAACAAGUUGGCCGCCAUGCCGAGUAUGCACUUUGGAUACGCGUUCCUCAUCGGAUGUGUCUUCAUCGCCGACUCUGCCAUCCUCAACCUUCUCUUUGGUCGCCUGCGCAACUACCUCCUCAAGGACGAUUUGGAUAAGUCCUUGGAUAUCGAUGACGUCGAGGUGAAGGAGGUUCAGGAGAACCGCAAGCGCUGGAAGAGCUGGAUCAUGUUUGCCUUUGGUAUCUUCUAUCCCAGCUGGAUCCUUCUCACCAUCGUCGGCACGGCCAACCACUACCUGCUGGACGCCGUUGUGGCCACCUUUUGCGCGUUGAUGGCCUACCUCUGCAACCGUGCUCUGCUGGUCUUCCUCCCCGCUGAGGAUAUGCUGCUCUGGGCCUGGAGACUCGAAAAGCCCGUACCUACCACUGGUCGCAUGAAGAACAUCGCCGUGCGGUGA